This is a messenger RNA of Harmonia axyridis, 4333 nucleotides long. Its product is annotated as leucine-rich repeats and immunoglobulin-like domains protein 3. The transcript has 7 exons. Bases 213 to 2591 code for a protein of 792 amino acids. Lineage: Eukaryota; Metazoa; Arthropoda; Insecta; Coleoptera; Coccinellidae. The record is from RefSeq and is a predicted model, not a curated record. Gene Ontology annotation, molecular function: protein binding.
AAUUAUCUUAUCUGUGUGAAUUUUCUCAGUUCUAUGUUUUUAUUGUUUUGUUAUGUACAAGAAGAAAAGCAAUUGAUAAUACUAAAAAUUAAAGCUCAUUGUAAUAUUUUUUACAGAGGAGAAAUAAAAAAAUUAUAAAAUUUUCCAGAUAUAGGUGAUGAAAAUGAUUCGGAAUAGUCUAUAUUGUAAAUUUUUGUAGUGAAUUAUUCAAGAUGGAGGGUGGUUAUUUUGUUUUCAUCUGUUUGUUCAGUUUUGUGUUGAAAGUGAAAUGUAAUGAAUGUUUCGAGGUUUGUUCAUGCCUUGGUAGUCACAUUGAUUGUACCUCCCAUAAUCUAAGCACUAUACCAGCAAAUUUGCCUGAAUGGUCAACACAUCUGUAUUUGAACAAUAAUCACAUUAAAAAUUUGAAUGUCGCUAUUUGGAAGAACCUUACAGACAUUCAGGAGUUGAAACUGAACAAAAAUGAUAUCGAAAUCAUUCCUAUAGACAUUUUCGUACAUCAACGACACCUCAAAAUUCUUGAACUGAAUCGAAAUAAGCUGAAGACUAUAGAAGGAUUAACUUUCAAGUCUUUGAAACAUCUGGACACCCUGAAAUUAAAAAAGAAUGAAAUUAAUCACUUACCUGAUGCUGCAUUUUAUGGACUUAAACGACUCUACAAGUUGUUUUUGGAUUACAAUGAAAUUUCUUCUAUAUCUAAAGAAUGGCUGUAUGACUUACAAAAUUUGAAAGAACUAUCAUUAAGCCAUAAUAAAUUGAACAAAAUCAACUUAGAUGCCUGGGAAUUUUGUGUUGGUUUAGUAAACUUGGAUCUUUCAUAUAAUUCCUUAGAAUCUAUCCAAGCAGAUACUUUCAAGCAUUUAGGAAUUAUGCAGAAAUUGAAUCUAAAUAAUAAUAAAUUGAUGUUUAUUGAUGAAAAUGCUUUCAAUUCAUUGACAAGCCUAAAAACUAUGUAUCUUAAUGGUAAUAAAUUAUCAACAGCUAUUGAAGAUGCAAAUGGGAUUUUUCACAAUCUAACGAAAUUAACAAAAUUUCAUAUAGCACAUAAUGGUAUUAAAUCAGUCAAUAAGAACGCAUUUAGUGGACUUCAUUCUUUAGUAUCAUUAGAUUUAACUAAUAACAAUAUUACAUCAAUACAGGAUAAUGCUUUUGCUGAGAUACCUCAUUUAAUAGAAUUACAUCUCAACACAACAUCAUUGCUAUGUGAUUCCAACAUACGAUGGUUUCAUCAUUGGCUUAAAAGUCAUAAAUACACUGUCCAUACCAUAUGCGCUUUUCCACCUGAGUUGAAAGGCAAGAACCUUCAAGAAGUGGAAACGAAUGAACUGUCAAGUAAUGAAUUACCGAAGCCUAAGCUUUUGAAAAAUUUAGGAGCAGAAAUUAUGGCACUCAAGGGAGAAAAUGUCAGUUUACAUUGUACUGCUCGAUCAAGCUCUGGUGCCAAUAUGACAUUCAGAUGGAAAAAGGACAAUGUGGAAUUAGAUGAAGAAGUGUUUGAUAAUUUUAUACUUAGUCCCACCACACAAAAAGAAUUAGAUGUUGAUUCAGUAUUGAAUCUGACAUUCGUACAGAACUCGGAUGCUGGUAAAUACCAGUGUAUUGUUUCUAAUCAGUUUGGAACGGCAUAUUCCCAAAAAGCAACAAUCUCUGUGUUGAUAUUUCCAACUUUCAUCAAAAUACCAUCUAACAUUACUGUAAAAGCAGGGGAAACGGCAAAGUUAGAAUGUUCAGCGCAAGGUGAACCUCAACCCGAGAUCGCUUGGCAUAAAGAUAGUGGUAAUAACUUUCCAGCUGCCAGUGAAAGAAGAAUGUUCAUGAUGCCGACAGAUGAUGUUUUUUUUAUAACUGAUGUGAAAUUAGCAGAUAUGGGUAUCUACAGUUGUACUGCCCAAAAUGCAGCUGGAACAAUUGUAGCCAAUGCUACGUUGAAUGUAGAACAGGAGCCUUCAUUCGUAAGUGCAAUGGAGAAUAUGGAAGUGAACGCAGGAGAAUCUGUUGUUUUCAAGUGUAAAGCAGCUGGUGCCCCUAAACCCACCAUACGCUGGCUGAAGAAUAAUCAACCAAUUAUAAGGACAGAACGCCAUUUUUUCACAGCCGAAGAUCAGCUGCUCAUCAUUGUCGAUACUGUGCAGAAUGAUUCAGGUGAUUAUCAAUGUCAUUUGAACAAUUCUCUUGGUCAACAAACAGCAUCUAGCAGGCUUACAGUUAAACCCAGUGUUUUGAGUUCAAGAGACAUGUGGGGCAUAAUAAUAAUUGCUGUUGUGUGCUGUGCUGUUGUUACAUCUCUUGUUUGGGUCGUGAUUAUUUACCAAACUCGUAAACAUAUAGCUUCUUCUCCGACACCCGAACCUGCUGGUGCUUUUGCUCUACCAAAGCUUUAUACAGAUGAUAAUUCUGACAAAGACAGUGGAACUGGUGAUUCUGCUAAACGAAGUAGUGAUGAUUUGGCUGCAGAGGAGUUCGAUUUGAUAGUCGAAAGGCCAAUGUAUUCUGUCAGAGAAACUCACACCCCACUUCUCCAUUAUUCAAUUCCCACCAAUCAUGAUCGAUCUAAAAGUGAGGUUAGCGAUUCAACAAUAGCUUCUGUUUGAUUGUUUUUUUUUAUGAUUUAAUUUAUUAUCAUGUUAAACAGCGUCUAAUUCAGUUACAGUAGGCUCUCAUUAGUCAACUAUCAUUACUACAUAACAAGUACAAUUGUACUUGUUUUUUUAAGUAUAUAACCUAUUAUUAUUAUUUGAACCUUCCGGGAACUGCGACCAUGUAGAUCCGCAGCUUUAUGUUGGUCUUUUCCUAGCCCACAGAAAGGCUCAGGUCCAGCAGGUGUUAACCUUGAUGCACUUUUUGCAAGUUCAUCAGCUUCUUCAUUUCUUUCAACCCCACAGUGCCCUGGUACCCAUAGUAGAGUCACUUUAUUGCCUCUGACCAGUUGCUUUAUGGUGUUACGGCACUCCCAAGUCAACAGAGACCCCUGGCAUUACGAUUCCAGUGAUCCCAGUGUGGUUUGGCUGUCCGUGGUGAUGUAGAUAUGCGCCCCCUUGAGGCUCAUUUUUAGACACUCCUGAGCGCAUACAUAAACAGCCAGUAUCUCGGUCUGUAAAAUCGAGGACUCACUUCCCAGGGCUUUAGAGAUAAUCAGUUUAGGUCCAUAUAUCCCAAUACCAGUAUCUCUCUCUGAUUUUGAUCCAUCGGUGAACCGUAUGGAUGACUUUUUGUCCAAACGAUUCACGAAACUUAUUGCACUAAGACGGUCAUUUAUAACCGUUUCAACCAUGCUAGAGACGCAUAGGUGACAAUAGGGCGUAUCACCGCUGUGUAUAACCUAAAUAGUGACAUUAAAUUUUCGUUUUGAGCAGUUACAGGCAGCAUUUUAAUUCACUUGGAUGAUUUUAACAUAUAAAUAUAUAUGCGACAAAUUGUUCGAAGUGUUGAGUAGUUAGAUGGGCACCUAACCUCUCUAAUAUAUCUGUGAUCUGGUCUCAUAGACCUUGCAAUAUUUUCGAUUCUCAAUAAUAGGAGAACCUACUGUUGAUCUUCAGUUUUCAAAGAGAGCCUACUGUAUAUGUUUGAUACUCGUAGAACUGCACAAUUUUCAUUCUCGCUCAAGACUACUUUUUGUACACCCCAGUUGUAAAAAUUGGUACAGGCAGCUUUAUAUUGCCGAAUUCACAAAUUCAUAAAAAUGAGUAAUUAUUUGUAAAGUUCCAGUGAAGAAUCAACUUUGAUUUGAAUAAUGUAUAUAUUUCUAAAUGAGUAUUUUUUUUAAGAUGCUCGAUACUUUGUCAGUGUUGUCUCCAUUUGAUUGGAAUUUGUUUUAAUUAGUUGGAAUAAUUUUGAUGAAUUACUAAGGAGAUAUAUUUCUUGAUGUACAAUUCCAAUGUAAAUAUGUAUAAACGUAGAUAAUUUUUGAAUCUUUACAAGUUCCUCUGUUAGAUUUAAAGUUUUAUCACUAUUUAUCUAUUUUCUCAUAAAAAAAGAGACCAACAACUAGAUAAUCAUUGUAUAUAUAAUUUAUCUUUUGAAUGUUUUCUGGAUGUAACUGUUAAUUGAAUUAAUAUUGUUUAUAUUUUAACUGUUACUGACAGUGUAACUAAGUAUUAUUUUUGAAUUUUACUUGAGACUACAGUGAGGUCCAGAUUGAUUACAACAAAUUGUAUUUCGAUAUUACUAAGCACAUAGUAAUCUUUUAAGUAUUGAAGUUUUCAGGUAUUUUAAUCAUUUAAAUUUCUUUUAUUAUAGCUCUUUUAUUUUUACUGGUCUCAUUUUUCAUAGUAUUAUUAGAUAUACCUCAUUGUGAUGAUUUUAUUUUUGUUAAAAUAAACAUUUUUUUCGAAUA